CCUUCCUCGACGUAUUCACGACACACAUUACCUAUCACUACCUCGGUGCAUACAGAAUCGACUUUACAGACAAUUUCCUACCGAUACCGAACAGUCUCCUCACCUCGCAGUCGCUACAUCGCCGUCAACCUCCGUUGGCGCACAACAACAUCUCACGCCACCCCACCGAAUACCUUCACCAUGAAGCUCCCGCAAACGAUCCUUUUCCUCCUCACCCUCUUCACAACGAUCCACGCCCUCGCACUCCCAGCACUCCUCACCAGCAACCCCUCAGCCGCCACCGAGCUAUUCAAACGUAAAGGCGGCGGUGGUGGCGGCGGCCGUGGAGGAGGCGGAUCAUCAUCUGGCGGUCGAUCAGGUGGUAGCUCAUCCUCAUCCUCCUCCUCAUCCUCAUCCUCUGGCGGCAAGUCUGGCAGCGGCUCAGGCAGCAGCGGCGCCUCGACUCGCACCGCACCUACCUCCAACAUCGGCGGUAGCACACGCGCCGGCUCUGGCACGCCUCGCGCCUUCGGAGCUGGUAGAGGAUACUACGGCGGCGGUGCUGCGGUGCCCUACCAAGCCGGCUCUCGCUCUCCAACGCGCAGCGUCGCGCCCUUCCUCAUCGGCGGAGUCGCCCUCGGAGCAGUCGCCAUCUUCCCUGCCCUCGCCCUGUACGGAGCGUAUGCGUACAACUUCGGCGGACCAUACAGAUACUACAACCAGACCUCGCGCACGAACGAGUCGCUUCCGAUGGACUGCUACUGUGGACGACUGAGCACAUGUGGAUGCGACGCGAACAACAACACGGAUUGGUUGAAUGGUAU
Molecule: messenger RNA, 803 nt
Organism: Zymoseptoria tritici IPO323
Lineage: Eukaryota; Fungi; Ascomycota; Dothideomycetes; Mycosphaerellales; Mycosphaerellaceae
Exons: 1
Source: RefSeq, a predicted model, not a curated record